AUGACAAUGGAUAACGAAGAUGACCCUAUCAUGAAAUCAUAUAAAGAGCGUGGCUGUCAAAGUCAACCAACUCAGCGUACACACCCCACUCCUCGCACAUCCCCACUCUCCACACACAACAGCUCCUCGGAGCAACUUCUCCCCCAACAUACGAACAUACAGGCCACUAGUACUGGAGCAACCAGCAACGGGACAUCGUUAACACGUGCGAGACAUUCGCGCAAUGUACAGACAACCAGAAGCGAGAGCACCGUCGUCUUUAGCAAUGAAGCUGAAGGCUCCGCCAACGUCCAUGACAACGCCUUUAGCACUGGCACAGUUAGCGACGGUGCUCAACAUACGUUCAUUACUAGAGAGGACCAGUCCUCCUCGACAGGAUCGAUGUCCUCCACCACGCAGACAGCGCAAGCUACGCAUGUCGGCGAAUCAGAAAGUACAAGAAAUGCCGGGGUCCUUGAUAGCCAGCCACAGGCAUCGGGAUCUUCCACCGAAAGUCCGCAAAAUUCUCGUGAAGACCUUCCGAAUGCCUCCCUCUCACUCUUUCCCAGGCCGAAAGCUCGCAAGAAGCGCGGCCAUGGGUGGACCCGCAGAAAAAUUAGAAGGGCGACUACUCAAGGUCGUGCUGUCCGGGUAGGCGGCAAGCGCCUAGUCGAGGGCGUCGAUGGCGAAGAAGACGAGGCAAGGCAAAUGAAGAGGCGGCGUGUUAGUGAGGAGGCCGUUGCGGGGCCAUUCAACGCACGUUCAAUAUCGUUGGACAACACGAUUGGUGCGACCAACGUCCGUCAGCUGCGAUCGCGCAGCAUCGUCUUUCCCGCAGGUCCCGCAAACUCGGGAAGCGACGAGGGAAACACGACGACGAGGUCGCCAUCUCCAGAUCGUGCAUCAGAACGACCGACUUUAGAAUAUACACUAGAAAAUGAGGUAGACUUCACUCUCAUAAAAACAGAGGAUGAAGAGGAGGGUUUCCUCUGGGAUACUCCUCCGCCUCGGGAUUGGAGUCUGCUGAUGCCAGAAUAUGAACUGGCAACCGAGGACACAUUCCGAUUUGACAGUAACCGGAGUACGCCAGAGCUGACGACUGGACGUGACGGGUCCCAUAGGGAUAGAAGCGAAUCGGUCGGCUCAACGCCCGUAGGAACGCCACGGGCCCAAUCAGUGGACGUCCAAUCGUUUGAUAGAUCCCUUGUGAUCGUUCUUCCGGGAACGAUGGAGGAAGCGGAGCCACCGGACGAAUUGAUGGACAUUCUGGAUGAGGGUGAGGACGAGGACGAGAUUGAUGAAUAUGUUUCGGGUUCCUUCAUCCCUGGUGACGGAAGAAGGUCCAGGGCUCCCAGCCCUCCAUCUCUUCCUCCAUCACACUCCGUAUCACGAUUGACAACUCCCCAGAGUGAUGAGGAGACAGACAGCGCUAGAUAG
Molecule: messenger RNA, 1416 nt
Organism: Fomitiporia mediterranea MF3/22
Lineage: Eukaryota; Fungi; Basidiomycota; Agaricomycetes; Hymenochaetales; Hymenochaetaceae
Exons: 5
Coding region: 1-1416 (471 amino acids)
Source: RefSeq, a predicted model, not a curated record